This is a messenger RNA of Oikopleura dioica, 1743 nucleotides long. The record is from the annotation of a GenBank genome assembly. NCBI's taxonomy places the organism in Eukaryota, Metazoa, Chordata, Appendicularia, Copelata, Oikopleuridae.
AUGGUGUACAAAAAGCAUGGCAUGAAGAAAAAGUACACGGCGGGAGAGGCCACCGCGUACAUCUCCCGCAAGAACGCUAGAAAGAAGCUUCAGCUCUCGCUCGCUGAUUUCCGACGAUUGUGCAUCCUCAAGGGUAUUUAUCCGAGAGAGCCUAAAAGCAGAAAGAAGGCAGGAAAGGGAGCUGCCAGCAAUCGGACUUACUACUACACCAAAGAUAUCCAGUUCCUUCUCCAUGAGCCGCUGAUUGAAAAAUUCCGAGCGCACAAAGUCUUUUUGAAAAAGUUGAAGAAAGCCGAGGGCCGAAGAGACUGGAAAAAAGCCGACCAAGUUCGAGACCAGCGCCCCUUGUACAAUAUGGAUCACAUUGUUCUGGAGCGAUAUCCGACAUUUAACGAUGCUUUGAGGGACAUGGACGAUGCCCUGACCAUGAUCUUUAUGUUUGCAAGGAUCCCGAAGAGCUCUACUGUCCAUGCCGAACUUGUUGCAAACUGCCGUCGAAUCGCCUUUGAAUGGAUGAACUUUUGCAUUCACGCACAGUGCAUUCGCAAAGUUUUCGUCUCCAUCAAAGGCUACUACUACCAAGUCGAGCUCAAGGGCGAAACCAUCACCUGGCUCGUUGCUCACGAGUUCGCCCAGGAACACAACGAGGAUGUCGAUUACAAGGUCAUGCGAACAUUCACCGAGUUCUAUGCCAACGUCGCCUCUUUCAUCCUUUUCAAACUUUACACAGAGGACAACUUGAAGUACCCACCCAUCGGACAGAAAGACUACGAUGACGAUGAAUAUGUAAAGCGUCAACAAAGUGAUUUGGAAUCACUGACCCUCGAACUAAGAAAAAGUAAGGCCAUCGAAGAGAGUGAAGAUGAUAUUGACGAGCUGGCAGCGGCAACUGGCGACGAAGGACUCCAGAAAGCCAUUGAGCAGGAAAAAACCCAGCGAUCACAGAAAAAUAUCUUCAAGGGUUGCAAAGUGUUCAUUUCCCGCGAGUGCCCUCGAGCUCCUCUUGCCUUCCUCCUCCGAUCACUUGGCGCUGAAGUUUCUUGGGACAGCGAGCUCUACCCAGGCGCUUCUUUCAAACUUGACGAUGAUUGCGUGACACAUUUGGUCAUUGAUCGACCCACAGCUCCCCAAAAACUUGGACGACAGGCCGUCCAGCCGCAGUGGGUCUUCGACUCUGUGAACUUUGGUGGAUUGAUGCCAACUAAUGACUACGUCCCUGGAGCUGAACUUCCACCUCAUUUGAGUCCAUUUGUCAAAGAGGGUCAGUACGUUCCACCAGAUAUGGAGGUUCUCCAGUCAAAGGCGCGAGGAGAAGAUCCAGGCAUUGGCAAAGACUCGGACGAAGAGGUUGAUGAAGAGAGUGACGACGAAGCUGAGGACCUCGAGGAGGAAGAGGAAGAAGAGGAAACGGAAGAAGCCGAGGAGCCUCCAGCGAAGAAGAUGGCAAAGGUUGCUAUUGAAGAAAAGAAGGAAGAUAAGCCGAAAGAGUUCAAAAAGCGAGACGUAAAGGCUGCCGGGCGGGAUAAACAAGAACCCAAAGAGGACGUGAUCGAAGCAGAGAAAAAUAAAUUAGCGCGCGCCGCACAGACGAGUAAAAAGCGAAAGAGACUUUUGGAACGUAUCGAGAAAUCGGAGCGAAAGGACAGAGGACGCAUCGAGAAGUUGACGAAUAAGAGGGCGAAGAUUGAUGCGGCAAAGAAAGCUGAAGCUAAAAAGUCGAAAAAAGCUGCCAAGUUGGAUUAA